AUGGCAACAAAGGAGGCCCUGGAAGUACGAGCGAUGGAGGGAGGGGAGGGAGAGGAGGGAGGGGGAGGGGGAGGAGAGGAGAGGAGACAACGGAGGAGGAGGCAUCAUUCUUCGGGAAAGAAGGCAACAGACGAAGAAGUCCUGAAGUCUCUAUCGAAGCGAGAAAGGGCUGAGUACAGGAGGGAAAAGUUCCUAGUCAGCAGUGGAUGGGUGACAGCAGUAGCAUCUUCAGCCAGCAGCCUUGUCUCCAUGAAGCGCAAACCUCCCGAUGCCAAAAUUCAGGAAGAGCCCAGAAGAGAGGAGAGCUCUGGUCCUGCUGGUGCUCAACUUCGAGAGAUUGAAAUUCUGAGGCAACCUCCUCCUGACCAGAGCAAUGCUUCUCCCUCAUCUCAGUUGCCCCAUGGCUGGGCUGCCGUGCAGUUGCCCGAGUACGUCGCCUCGAACAUCAAAGCUGAUGAAGUCCCUGAGGCUUCUGGUCACAGCAACGGCAUCUCUCCCCUCUCAAUACGGCAGCUCAAGGAAUGGUGCGAGCGUAUGGAACAAUUCAUCACAUCUGACUCGAUCAGAGUAAAGCCGCAAGGCGCUGAAUCGACUUCCACAGGCACAGCAGAUGCAACGAUCAAGGAUACCAAGACCUCAACAGCUCCCUCCUACCUCAACAAGUCGCUGACAACAGCAAAACCUCCUUCGUCGAAAUCGAUGUUCACCAGCAAGUCUCUUACGCCAACCUUGUCCUGGACGAUGAAGACUGCACAGAGGCAACAGGCUGGGAGAAAGGAAACAACCUCUUUGAAUCCAUCAGCAGAGGUAGAAAAGCCCAAGCCAAGAGCCAUGAGUAGAAGCAACUCUCAGACAAGCACUACGUCGGGUGAAAGGGCCAUGGAUGUUACCCGCAGGAGAUCGGAGGAUCCGGCGGAGGAGGUUUACCUUGGGUUUCUGUUUUCGUGCGAGAAUCCGAAGAAAGGGAAGUCUCUCACAAAAGAGUCUCUUGUGUUCGGACGGGUGUUCUCACUUCAGAACAGAAUGAUCAACUCCCUGCAUCACAUCCAUCUCUGCGCAGACGCGCUAGUCGAGUUGUACCUUGAGGGCAACCGCAUAACCUCGAUGCGAGGGCUAGGAAAGAUGCCGCACCUGGAGCUUUUAAGCCUCAAGUCCAACUCGAUCUGCAGUUUCGCUGGAGUUGAGAAGCAGCCGAAGCUCAAGUUCGUUGCCCUUGAAGGAAAUCCCGUCAGCGCUCUCAAACUCUACAGGCCCAUGUGUGCAUUGGUCUUCAGCCCGAUGCGCUUAGGGGAGCUUCACAUAGACCAGAGGAGGGUGUCUCGCGCGGAGAUCUACUGCCCUUACUUCCUGGGUCAGACAGACGACUUCUUGACCGCAGUGAAGGCCGGGGGCCUUGUAUUGGAGAACGCGGAUGAGUAUUUCAAGGUGAUGGGCAGAAAGCCUGACCUACUUUGUGAAUGGAAGCGAUUCCUCUCGCUCUACCUCCCCGUGUGCAGGCAAGCAGGGUUCAAGCCCUCUGACUUCCCCUCGUCUCUGCAGAGGUUGGCUGAGCAGGAGGAGCAAGACAAGAAGGACAAGGCUGGCUUGCCUUCUACUCAGGUGGAGAGCGGACGUGAAGAGGCCGAGACUUCUGCUGGGGAGAAGGUUGAAGAACCUGGUGUGUCAGAGUCUCCUGCUUCAGAACCUCAGGCAGGGCUGGAGCAAGAGCUCAAGAACGCUCCCGACGAGGCGAGCAUCGAGGCUCUGACUGAGUCAGCCUCCUCUGCCUUGCACCUCGAUUGCUCAAGGGAUCAGGAGGGAGGUUUCACCCUACGAUCUCACUUGUGCAUGGGAAGCCUAGACGUUUCGCCGCUGGCAGGAGGUGAAGGAGGAGGAGGGCCCCGAGAGCUGUUCUCGCAAGUCCGCGCCUCGUUCGAGACGUCAGGGGACGGGGUGGACAUCAGCAGGCAAGAGGAGGCUGAGGAGAUACAGGGGGCAGGGAAGGAGCAGCAGCAGCUCUGGAUGGAGGCUGAGGGGGAGCGCGAGGAGGUAGCGAGGGAGCAGGAGAAGAUCUACAUGGAUGGGUCCGAGGAGCCAACGUGCUCCUACGAGACUGAGGGAGAGAGCUCGCCCGACAUUCCCAGCAGGUCCGAGCAAUUUUCUCUCCCAGCAGGGAUACCCUCCUCUGCCAUCCUCGCUGCCAGUGUCUCCACUCCCCCAUCAGCCGUGCAGGACCAGCACAGAACUUCCGGUCGUAUGCUGGAGUUGCACAAGCAAGAAAUCUCCUCCCCCCCCCUCUCCUCCUUCUCCCCGUUCUCGUUGUCCUUCGCCUCCUACGCUCGUUCUCCUCUCGCACGAGGUCAAGCAAAACUUCCUUCGAUCUCCCCGCUGUCUCUGGUCAAAGAGAGGAUUGCCAAGGAGGACAACGAGCUGUCAAUGGAUACUAAGAGGGAUGCGAAAGAAGAUGACGAGGAGGACAAAGUGGAAGCUGAGAGGGAGGUGGAGGAGGAUGGAGACUGGGAGGAUGGGGAGGAGGACGGAGACCGGGAGGAAGGGGAGGAGGAGCAGGAGGGGAGGGAAGGAAGAUCGAGGCUUGUCAGGCCACCGCAGGGGCGUGAGAGUGACGUGGACGUGCUGGUCAGCAGCCUCAAGUCUCACCUCGCCACGUCUUCCUUCUCCUCUGGCGAAGAAGCCCUUCACUCCAUACAAACUUUACUCAACAAGCUGGAAUUGAACAGCUCGAACGAGAGCUGGCAGCAUGCUGACCAAAAUAUGCCUACCUUGCAAUGGCGAGAUUCGGCAGAAGCUCACAGGCCAGCAAAGGGAGCAGCAGCAACAGCAGCAGCGGCAGCAGCAGCAGCAGCAGGAAGCCCCAAGGACUUUGGGAUAGGGUUGAAGAUUGAUCUCCGUGCUCCCUUCACCGUUCUCAGUGUGCAAGGGGUGCUGCUGGAGGAAGGCGGAAUGCCGAGGAAAGACGUCGUGCUAGCGGGCAAGUCCUUGAUCUCCUUGCUUCUCCAGCUCCUCCUCUACUUCCACUUCGCCCAGCUCAGGUUGGCAUGUUUGCAGGACAUGUCGGUGAAGGAAGUGUCGGAGCUCAUCACUGGCCCACCUGGUACUCUCGUCCAGCUGCACUUGAGGAGGCCCAACUCUGGGGUCGUUGGAAACUUUGCGGUGAAGCUGAGGAGACACUUCCUGGUGAAGCGACAGGGGCAGGAGGAAGAGGGGAGGAAGGGAAUGUAG
Guillardia theta CCMP2712 is the source of this 3219-nucleotide messenger RNA. RefSeq lists its product as hypothetical. Bases 1 to 3219 code for a protein of 1072 amino acids. The record is from RefSeq and is a predicted model, not a curated record. Gene Ontology annotation, biological process: mRNA splicing, via spliceosome. The transcript has 8 exons. Lineage: Eukaryota; Cryptophyceae; Pyrenomonadales; Geminigeraceae. Gene Ontology annotation, molecular function: protein binding; U2 snRNA binding.